GUACCAUGUAACCUCUCCUCUCUCUGUUGCACAGCCGCUGUUCCCAUUUUGGGUCCCUUGUUCUUUCAAAUGGGUUUUGGGUUUCAUGGAGCUUAGAUUAGAGGUGAAGAGAGAAAAAUGAGGGGUGCCGAGGGAAGAAGGCUGUGUGAGGAGUUCUCGCCUGCGUAUUAUGGGCUGUGCACUGCGGGUGGAAUGCUCAGUGCUGGCGCUACCCAUCUUGCAAUCACGCCUCUCGAUGUUUUGAAAGUUAAUAUGCAGGUCAAUCCAGUUAAAUAUAACAGGAUGGCUUCAGGGUUUUCUAUUCUCUGGAGAGAACAAGGCCCUUCUUCCCUUUGGAGAGGUUGGUCUGGAAAAUUGUUUGGAUAUGGUGUUCAGGGUGGCUGCAGAUUUGGUCUAUACGAAUACUUUAAGAAGCUUUACUCCGAUGUAUUGAUAAAUCAGAACAGGAGUACCAUAUUCUUUCUCGGCAGUGCCUCUGCUCAAGUAUUUGCUGAUAUUGCUCUCUGUCCAUUUGAAGCCGUCAAAGUUCGCGUUCAAACACAGCCCAGAUUUGCAAAGGGCUUGGUUGAUGGGUUUCCAAAACUAUAUUCAACUGAAGGGCUAGCUGGCUUUUACAAAGGACUUUUACCACUUUGGGGUCGAAAUCUGCCAUUCUCAAUGAUAAUGUUCACGACAUUUGAGCAUUCGGUGGAUCUGAUUUAUCACAACUUUAUUCAAAAAAGAAAAGAAGAUUGCUCAAUUGCCCAACAGCUUGGUGUGACAUGUUUAGCGGGCUAUGCAGCAGGAGCUGUUGGUACCGUUGUCUCUAACCCUGCAGACAAUAUCGUCUCCGCUUUGUACAAUAAAAAGGCCGACAGUGUGAUGCAGGCUGUGAGGAACAUUGGCUUUGCUAACCUAUUUACUAGAAGCCUUCCUGUUCGAAUUACACUUGUUGGCCCUGUUGUUACUUUGCAGUGGUUUUUCUAUGACACCAUUAAAGUGCUAAGUGGAUUGCCACCCAGUGGAGGGCUCAGCAGACGUCUCGAAGAAGCUAACCUAUCGGCUUAAGAUUAUGGUAAAAAUAAAGAGCAGUUCAAUCGGAUCAAUCGCUUUGAGAGGCACAUCUUUCAUCAAUCUCUAUAGUUUCACUGGAAUAUGAUACUACUCAUUCCUCAGACGGCUAACACUAUCAGAACUUUUCAACUCUGAUUGUUCUUUGCACUAUAGUAGCCCUAUAGGUGUAUUAGAACGAAUUGUUUUAUUUUUUUCCCAGGGGUUUUAUCUGUAUAUUUCACAGAUAUACAGUCUAGUUUCAAGAGAAUAUGAUUUUGGGUACGUAAGACUUCCAUGCUCAUGUUCAAGUGCAGCAGCAAUUACAAAAUGUUAGCUUCUAAGAUAUUCUGUAUUCGUUGAAACUUUUUGGUUUCAUAAUACAUAGACAGAGGCAUACAUAGUGGCAUGAAAGGAAAGGGCUCAUGGGUGUAAGUAACUGUUGAACCUCAUUUAUUAGCUAA
Molecule: messenger RNA, 1493 nt
Organism: Rosa chinensis
Lineage: Eukaryota; Viridiplantae; Streptophyta; Magnoliopsida; Rosales; Rosaceae
Product: mitochondrial phosphate carrier protein 1, mitochondrial
Exons: 6
Coding region: 118-1047 (309 amino acids)
Biological process (GO): mitochondrial phosphate ion transmembrane transport
Cellular component (GO): mitochondrial inner membrane
Molecular function (GO): phosphate transmembrane transporter activity
Source: RefSeq, a predicted model, not a curated record